AGUGGCUUCCGAGGAAACAAAGAUGGCGCUGCGCCGUCUGAGAGGUUGUUACGGGUUGCCGUCAACAUUUAUCUUCACUCGGUUGUUAUUAACCAACAGAAUCAACCCGAACCGGUCCAAUAAAGCGCUGCUACCUUCCUCACCACCGGCCCGCCCGUACAGCUCCGACCGGGACAACCAGAACCAGAACCAGACCCAGAAGGUGGUGGUGGUUCUCCCGAACCCUUUCAUCUGGUUCCGUAUCCGGAUAUAUUUCUUCCUGAUCAGAGCUUACUUCGAUAAAGAGUUCAACCGUGAAGAGUUCACGGAGGGAGCGACGCAGGCUUUCUCUCAUGUUUCCAGACUGUUGUCACAAUGUAAGUUUGAAGCUUUGGAAGGACUCGUGGCUGAAGACUUGAUCGGGAAGCUCGAGGAAAAGUGCAACCAGCUGUCGUCGACCCACAAGAAAGCUCUCUCUGCAGAAUCUGAUGAGAUCAUGUACACGGCACCUGGAGACGUAGGAAUCCACUAUGAUGAUAACGGGAGAAAGUUUGUCAGUAUCCUGAUGCGUUUCUGGUAUCUGACGAGCGCACAAAUUCCUGACGAGACCCUGGAGGGUAGCUUCACCUUCCAGGUUAAUUUUGGUGGAGAGGGAAAGAGACUGCUAACUGCAAAUUAUGAAUUCCAAAGGGAGUUUACUAAAGGAGCGCCUCCGGACUGGACCAUUACGAGGGUGGAGCACUCCAAGCUUUUGGAUUAAGGUGCCUUUGAUUGAAGGCAGUCGCGCCAGUGGAAACUAGUCAAAGACAUGAAAUCAAACCUCAGCGUUUUCUUUGAUUAAACUGAAUUUAGAAAAAUGGCUCAAGGAAAUCCACAGAGGGGGAAAACAAGACGCAGCUGCUCCCUGGGAAGUCAGAGGACAGCACCGAGACAAACAAGGAUUCAUCCAUGAGACAUUGUAGGAAAGACACAUGAGCCUCACAGAUACGGUAUAUCAUUGUUCCUCACGGUUUUCUUCAUCAUAUCUGAUUUCCCCCCCCCCCAAAAAAAACAAAAAACAGUGAUUAUGUUGGUCGGGAAGGUUUUGUUCAUUCAGGAACGGAUCAAAUAUUAUAUUCAAAUAAUUUAUAGACUUUAUUAAAGUGUUAUGUAACAUCAUACGGGUGGGGCUCACUGUGGUCUGAUACUGUAUUUCCAAGUAGAGAACUCUUGUUUCUCUAUGUAGGACUGUGUGGUAUAAAGAUGUAACAAUCAAUGUACCAGAUUUAUUUCCACACAAAAACAUUUUCUUUUCGUUUUUCCCCCCCUCACACAAAAUAUUUGUCAGUCACCUGACCCGGAGGUACAUGCCUUUUAUCUACUGUAUGUGUGUACAUAGGGUGUUUGCAAGUGCUAAGACAGCUUGAAGCAGCUGCAGAUGACUUUUUGAUUGUUUUAUUAAAGAUUUGAAAAAUGAA
Molecule: messenger RNA, 1436 nt
Organism: Dicentrarchus labrax (European seabass)
Lineage: Eukaryota; Metazoa; Chordata; Actinopteri; Moronidae
Gene: maip1
Product: matrix AAA peptidase interacting protein 1
Exons: 5
Coding region: 23-739 (238 amino acids)
Biological process (GO): inner mitochondrial membrane organization; protein insertion into mitochondrial inner membrane from matrix
Cellular component (GO): mitochondrial inner membrane
Molecular function (GO): ribosome binding
Source: RefSeq, a predicted model, not a curated record